CAGCGCCGCCGCCCCGCCCCGCCAGCGCGGCCCCGGCCUUCUGCGGUCCGGUCCCGGAUCUCCUUUCCGCCGGGAUAGCGCUCCUGCUUCUCGGGGGGGGGCGUUAUGAGGUCCCCGACUCGGGGCCUGGCCUCGAGCGAUGGCGAGGAGGGCUCAGAUAGGACGCCCCUCCUGCAGAGCACCCCGCGGGUGGAAGCCGCUCCAGUGUGCUGCUCUGCUCGUUACAACUUAGCAGUUUUGGCUUUUUUUGGUUUCUUCGUUCUCUAUGCAUUACGUGUGAAUCUGAGUGUUGCAUUAGUGGAUAUGGUAGAUUCAAAUACAACUUUAGCAGAUAAUAGAACUUCUAAGGAAUGUGCAGAGCAUUCUGCUCCCAUAAAAGUUCUUCAUAAUCAAACGGGUAAAAGGUACCAAUGGGAUGCAGAAACUCAAGGAUGGAUUCUCGGUUCUUUUUUUUACGGCUACAUCAUCACCCAGAUUCCUGGAGGAUAUAUUGCCAGCAAAGUGGGGGGGAAACUGCUGCUAGGAUUUGGGAUCCUUGGCACUGCUGUCUUUACCCUGUUCACUCCCAUUGCUGCAGAUUUUGGAGUUGGAGCCCUCAUUGUACUCAGGGCACUAGAAGGAUUAGGAGAGGGUGUUACAUUUCCAGCUAUGCAUGCCAUGUGGUCUUCAUGGGCUCCCCCUCUUGAAAGGAGCAAGCUUCUUAGCAUUUCAUAUGCAGGAGCACAGCUUGGAACAGUAAUUUCUCUUCCCCUUUCUGGAAUAAUUUGUUUCUAUAUGAACUGGACUUACGUCUUCUACCUUUUUGGUAUAGUUGGCAUCAUUUGGUUUAUUUUAUGGAUCUUUUUAGUUAGUGAAACUCCAGAGACUCACAAGACAAUCUCCCGCCAGGAAAAAGAAUAUAUUCUUUCAUCAUUAAAAAAUCAGCUUUCAUCACAGAAGUCAGUGCCAUGGAUACCCAUGCUAAAAUCACUGCCGCUUUGGGCUAUUGUAGUAGCACAUUUUUCUUACAACUGGACUUUUUACACUUUAUUGACGUUAUUGCCUACUUACAUGAAGGAGAUCCUAAGGUUCAAUGUUCAAGAGAAUGGGCUUCUAUCUGCACUGCCUUACUUUGGCUGUUGGUUAUGUAUGAUCUUGUCUGGUCAAGCUGCUGACAAUUUAAGGGCAAAAUGGAAUUUUUCAACAAUAUGUGUCCGAAGAGUUUUUAGCCUAAUAGGAAUGAUUGGACCUGCGGUAUUCCUGGUAGCCGCUGGAUUUAUAGGUUGUGACUAUUCAUUGGCCGUUGUGUUCUUAACCAUAUCCACAACACUGGGAGGCUUUUGCUCUUCUGGAUUUAGCAUCAACCAUCUGGAUAUUGCUCCUUCGUAUGCUGGUAUCCUCCUGGGCAUCACAAAUACAUUUGCCACUAUUCCAGGAAUGGUUGGGCCUGUCAUUGCUAAAAGUCUGACCCCUGAUAACACUAUUAGAGAAUGGCAAACAGUUUUCUAUAUUGCUGCUGCUAUAAAUGUGUUUGGUGCCAUUUUCUUCUCGCUAUUCGCCAAAGGUGAAGUGCAAAACUGGGCUCUCGAUGAUCGACAUGGACACAGAAACUGAAGGAACCAAUAAAUAAUCCUGUCUCUAUUAAUGUAUUUUUUGUUUAUCAUGUAACCUAAAAGUGCCUUUGAUAUUUUAAAUGUAUAUGCAGUCUAUGUAUAAGAAAAAAAAUUGUAUGAAAUUUUUAAGGCUUGUAAUCAUGAAAUGUCACAAGUUGCCAGAUUGGUAAAAUGAGCUGUUUUUAAUUAUAAUAACAUGUAUCCUGGAACUUACCCUUGAGGGUCACAUAUCUGGCUGUAAAUCAGGCAAUAGAAAGUAUGGGAGUUCUAUUUAUUUUUAAGGACCAUACUUGAAGGAAUGAGCUGAAGUGAACACCUCUAUACCUUUGCUUAAUUAAACUAGAUAAUAAUUCUCAGGUCUUGACAAACACCUGUUUUUGACCACUUUCCUCAUAAAAAUUAUUUGUUGGCAGAAAUCUGUAACACUUAGGUCUCAAACUGUACCCUCUCCACGGAGCUGCCAGCCACUGUAUAAUUUGGCCUGGCAGCCACACCAAGGGAAGCAUGCCCAGGCAGCUGCCAAGCAUUCCCUCCCUGACUUCAGGGACAGUGCCCAGCAUUUACCAGAGCCGCAUCCAAGACCAGGGUCAGUGCCAAGUCUUCAGAUGGCGUUCUUCCUCUGGGGGCUGUUAAUGUGUCGAUAAGCCCUGAGGAGGCCCAGGCAGCAAGAUCCACUGCCGUGGCUUCGAUGCAUCCUCACACCUUAACCUUGCCAGCACGCUGGAAUAUUGAUGGGCAUGUGACCUGCAAGACAACAGUGUGAUGCCCAGUUAACCACAAAUAAUAUCAUCCUUGAGUUAAACUACUUUCAUGUGGAUAAGAAUGUAAAUUUCCAAGUCCUGUGUUCAAUGAGCUUCACCAGAGUAAGUAAAAAAAAGAUUUUUUUACAAUUCUCACAUUUUUUCCCAUUUAUCUACAUGGAAGCUUCUAGUUGCAGUUUAAAGUUGAAGUGGCUUUCAUUUGGCCACAUCACCUACAACCAGUGGUGUAAUCAUCCUUACUUCCGGUUCUUGACAUCAUCUUUUCCAGCUUUUCCCUGAACCAUCUUCCAGUGGUUUUUGACCAUGCUUCGAGGGCAUCUAUGUGAUUUAGAACUCAAUUUAUGUUUUGUUAUGUUUGUUUAACACCACUUGUAACAUUUUAAGUAAAACUGAUUAAUGUAAUAUGAUGUGGAUACAUUUCUGUAAAUUUAUUUUUAAACUUGUAAAUAGCCUUAAGUUGCUAAGGUGAUAUUUCUUUUAUAAAUCAUCAAAAUAAACAUUUUUGGAUGGAUUUUUGGA
Canis lupus familiaris (dog) is the source of this 2872-nucleotide messenger RNA. RefSeq names its product solute carrier family 17 member 5 (gene SLC17A5). The record is from RefSeq and is a predicted model, not a curated record. Lineage: Eukaryota; Metazoa; Chordata; Mammalia; Carnivora; Canidae. Gene Ontology annotation, molecular function: transmembrane transporter activity. Bases 106 to 1593 code for a protein of 495 amino acids. The transcript has 11 exons. Gene Ontology annotation, biological process: transmembrane transport; monoatomic anion transport.